AUGAAAACAGUUAACGCGACACGCCAACCGCAUGUAGAAAAUGGGAAAAAGAGGGAUGCUGCUACUGCUAAUGACGAUGAUGAUGAUGAAGAUGAAGAUGACGGCAUUCGCCAAAUUAUAGUACAGAGGCCCCUUUCCAUUAUAUCUUCAACUAGCCUUGUCAGCUCUUGGUGGGUGACAAAAUCGCCACCUCCACCAGUUCUACUCCCAGAGAGUACCAGUGCACCAGCUGCUGGGGCAGAGCUAGCUGAUGCAGAUAAGGCAGAACCAUCCCCAGUAGAAGCUUACUAUGCAUCUUCAUGUCGUGUAGAACCAUCACCAGUGGCAGCCUACUGUGCAUCUUCAUGUUGUGUAGAACUAUCACCAGUAGCAGCCUACUGUGCAGCCGACUGUGCAUCCUCAUAUCAUGUAGAAUUAUCAGCAGUAGCAGCCUACUGUGCACCCUCAUGUUGUGUAGAACCAUCCCCAGUAGAAGCUUAUUAUGCAUCUUCAUGUCGUGUAGAACCAUCACCAGUGGCAGCCUACUGUGCAUCUUCAUGUUGUGUAGAACUAUCACCAGUAGCAGCCUACUGUGCAUCCUCAUGUCGUGUAGAACCACUACCGGUAGCAGCCUACUGUGCAUCAUCAUGUCAUGUAGAACCAUCACCAGUAGCAGCCUUUUGUGCAUCCUCAUCUCGUGUAGAACCAUCCCCAGUAGCAGCCUACUUCCCAUCACCAGUAGCAGCCUACUGUGCAUCCUCAUGCCGUGUAGAACCACUACCAGUAGCAGCCUACUGUGCAUCCUCAUAUCAUGUAGAACCAUCAGCAGUAGCAGCCUACUGUGCACCCUCAUGUUGUGUAGAACCAUCCCCAGUAGAAGCUUACUAUGCAUCUUCAUGUCAUGUAGAACCAUCACCAGUAGCAGCCUACUGUGCAUCCUCAUGUCAUGUAGAACCACUACCAGUAGCAGCCUACUGUGGAUCCUCAUGUCUUGUAGAGGCAUCACCAGUAGCAGCCUACUGUGCAUCCUCAUGUCGUGUAGAUCCAUCACCAGUAGCAGCCUACUGUGCAUCCUCAUGUCGUGUAGAACCAUCACCAGUAGCAGCCUACUGUGCAUCCUCAUGUUGUGUAGAACCACUACCAGUAGCAGCCUACUGUGCAUCCUCAUGUCGUGUAGAACCACUACCAGUAGCAACCUACUGUGCAUCCUCAUGUCAUGUAGAACCAUCACCAGUAGCAACCUACUGUGCAUCCUCAUGUCAUGCAGUACCAUCACCAGAAGCAGCCUAG
Messenger RNA from Protopterus annectens (West African lungfish), 1269 nucleotides. Its product is annotated as keratin-associated protein 9-1-like. The record is from RefSeq and is a predicted model, not a curated record. The transcript has 4 exons. Lineage: Eukaryota; Metazoa; Chordata; Ceratodontiformes; Protopteridae. Bases 1 to 1269 code for a protein of 422 amino acids.